This is a messenger RNA of Hordeum vulgare subsp. vulgare (domesticated barley), 1892 nucleotides long. Its product is annotated as protein POOR HOMOLOGOUS SYNAPSIS 1-like. The record is from RefSeq and is a predicted model, not a curated record. The coding region runs from base 54 to 1601 and encodes 515 amino acids. NCBI's taxonomy places the organism in Eukaryota, Viridiplantae, Streptophyta, Magnoliopsida, Poales, Poaceae. The transcript is spliced from 14 exons.
CCCAAACCGGAACAGCUGAUACUGAAAUACUACCUCGGCAUCGGCGCCGCGCAAUGGUGGUGGUGGGCGCCAGCGACGACGGCUGGGCGCGGCUCACCUCGAGCUCUUACGCCGCAGCAGGUCAGGGGCGGAGGCAGGAAUGGGAGGUGGAGUUCGCCCGCUACGCCGCGCCGCCCCUGCGCGACACCUCGACGCCGCCGCCGCCCGGCGUCCGUUGUGCUACCAGCGCCACGGAUUGCCAUCCCGGCUCCUGGCUCCCCGUCGCCACGCCUGCCGCUGUUCGCGUCUCCCGCUCUAGCCACCCCUCCGCGGCCCCAGUCCUCACCGUCUCCGUCGUCGGCGUCGUCUUCGAGGAGCACUUUGUGUCCAUCCUCAACUUCUCAUGGCCUCAGUUCACAUGUGGGGGACAAUGCCCAGGAAGUGGGAGCAGGGUGGUCUUUGUGAGUUUUGUUGAUAAAUCCAAGCAGAUACAGAAGUUUGCUCUACGUUUCCCACAGCUCAGUGAUGUGGAGUCGUUCUUAAAUUGUGUGAAGGAAUGCUUAGGUGACACCAUGGAUAUCAAAUCAUCUGGAUGCGACUACGUAUGUGAAGAUUCAUCAUCACGAUCAGAAUAUAUUGCUUCCAAUGAACUUCCAUACAGCUUCGAGGGGCCAGCUUCAGAUCACAGGACAGAGCAACCAGCAUUGUGCUACCAUGAGGAAUCAGAACUGCCUGUUUCUGAACCUCUCCUUCCCUCCAACCUUGACAAUAUCAACUCUGGUUUCCCUCUUAGUUUCACUGAAAUGUUGAAAAAUUUGUCAACUGAGACUGAACAUGCAUUGUGCAUGUAUGGAUCAGAUGCAGAGGACCUGCAUCAACUGGCUGGAACUGACCAUCCUCAAGGAGUAAUGUAUGGUGGAUCAGAUGGGGAGGACCUGCAUCAACUGACUGGAACUGACCAUCCUCAAGAGGUAAAGUAUGGCGGAUCAGGUGCGGAGGACCUGCAUCAACUGACUGGAACUGAUCAUCCUCAAGAGGUGUUCACACAAGAUGCUUGUCAUGACGCUGGCAGUAAUGGAAAUACUGCUGAUAAAGAAACUGGUACUAGCAAGUCAACAAACGAAAUUGAUACUAGUAAACCAACAAGUGAUAUUAUGGCAAGGAUAAAGAAAUAUCUGGCUGAUGAGUCAUUCCAUGAUACGCUGUUCAAGGUCGAGAAAAUCAUUGAUGAACUGGGUGUGAAAGCAUUGUGCAUGUACGGAUCAGAUGCAGAGGACCUGCAUCAACUGGCUGGAACUGACCAUCCUCAUGGAGUAAUGUAUGGUGGAUCAGGUGCGGAGGACCUGCAUCAACUGACUGGAACUGAUCGUCCUCAAGAGGUGUUCACACAAGAUGCUUGUCAUGAUGUAUUUCCUUCAAUUGCAGUUGGCAGUAAUGGAAAUACUGCUGAUAAAGAAACUGGUACUAGCAAGUCAACAAAAGAAAUUGAUACUAGUAAAUCAACAAGUGAUAUUAUGGCAAGGAUAAAGAAAUAUCUGGCUGAUGAGUCAUUCCAUGAUAUGCUGUUCAAGCUCGAGAGAAUCAUUGAUGAACUGGGUGUGGACUUGUCCGUCUACCCCUAGACACAUAGGAAAACCUCCUCAUAGCCGCUCGAAGCCUCUGUUUUCUCUGCCAAUGGAAAUUGAAACACAGAAUGUAGUUGUAGUUCACUCGGCGGUUCCUGAAUUGUUGCUUCUAAUCCUAGCAAAGUUGUGACGUACGCAGGGAUGGGAACUUAUUGGGGCUUAUAUAUUGUGCAUCAUUAUGUGUUGUGUUCUGCUUAUGCUGCUGCGUGAGAACAAAUGAUACGAAAAUAGCAAAUCAUGUACACAUGUAUUGGUUUAUAAAUAUAUUUAAGUGGUCCUGCAUAAUGA